Molecule: messenger RNA, 1813 nt
Organism: Thalassophryne amazonica
Lineage: Eukaryota; Metazoa; Chordata; Actinopteri; Batrachoidiformes; Batrachoididae
Gene: b3galt6
Product: UDP-Gal:betaGal beta 1,3-galactosyltransferase polypeptide 6
Exons: 2
Coding region: 270-1289 (339 amino acids)
Biological process (GO): glycosaminoglycan biosynthetic process
Cellular component (GO): membrane
Molecular function (GO): UDP-galactosyltransferase activity
Source: RefSeq, a predicted model, not a curated record
AGAAGAAGACGAAGCCGCAGCAUCAAAAUGUUCGCGCAGUGUACAAUUUAAGUUACUGAUUAGAGGCAGCGAUUUGUUGGUGCACGUUUCUCAUUUUUAUUGUGGUCAAUAUGAACAUUCUGCAUGUUUUUGCGUUCGCUUUAGUGAGUUUACAAAGUGCGCCGAAGGCCUUAUCCUGAUAGCUAGCGAUAGCAACUAACAUAAGCCAUACUGCAGCUCUGCUUCUUUCAACCAUUCACAAACUUUUCCUGAAAUAAAGGGUCAGCACCAUGAAUCUUUUACGCCUGUUGUGCCGCCACAAGACAGCUGUGGUCAUUGGCACUGUGUGCAGCUUUGCUGUUGUUCUUGUCUUCUUGGCCAAAUGCACUUCAGAAACUUUAAAACAGGGCCAUCCAGAACCUCCAGGCUUAGCCCCUCUUGCCAAAUCUUUGCAGUCUCGACCAAUGCACCAUAGCCCACCUUCCACAUCCAAGGACUUAUCUGCAUUCCUGGUGGUCCUCAUCACAACUGGGCCCAAGUAUACAGAGCGCAGGAGUAUCAUUCGCAGCACCUGGCUAGCCAAGCGUGAGUCUGACGUUCUGGCCAUGUUUGUGGUUGGCACUCUGGGACUUUCUAGUGAGGAUCUGCAGAACCUUAAGACAGAGCAAGGCCGGCACAAGGACCUGCUCUUACUGCCCGAGUUGCGAGACUCGUAUGAGAACUUAACGCUCAAGCUGCUGCACAUGUACUCCUGGUUGGACCAAAAUGUGGACUUCAAGUUUGUCCUAAAGGCAGAUGACGACACGUUUGCUCGCUUAGAUCUUCUUAAAGAGGAGUUGAAGGGGAAAGAGCCACACCGGCUGUAUUGGGGCUUUUUCUCAGGCAGAGGGCGAGUGAAAACGGCUGGGAAAUGGCGAGAAAGCUCCUGGGAGCUUUGUGACUACUACCUUCCCUAUGCACUAGGUGGGGGCUACAUCCUAUCAGCUGACUUGGUACGGUAUGUGCACCUCAAUGCAGGCUACUUGAAGAUAUGGCAGAGCGAGGAUGUGUCACUGGGCGCCUGGCUGGCAGCGGUUGAUGUUCGGCGUAUGCAUGACCCACGUUUUGACACAGAGUAUAAGUCACGAGGUUGCAACAACAAAUAUUUGGUGACGCAUAAGCAGAGUUUGGAGGAUAUGUUGGAAAAACACCAGACUCUACAGCGUGACGGGAGGCUCUGCAAAGAGGAAGUGAAGCUGCGGUUGUCUUAUGUGUAUGACUGGAGUGUGCCACCCUCACAGUGUUGCCAGCGGAAGGAUGGUAUCCCUUAAGUUUUGAAGUUUUGACCCGUGAAUUCUUUUGGCCUUCUAAAUUCAGACCCUUGAAUAUGUCAGUGCUUUUUAACACAAGCCUGUCAUGUUGAUGGCCUGCUCCUUCUGCUGUACCUCCUGCAAAACAUUUUAAACACCGGGAAAUGUGUAAAGUAUAGAAAGAAUUCUCUGCCACGCUAGAAUAAUGAAACAGCAGGUGAAAACAGCCCAUUCUUAACUUGUUGGGAUGUCUACUUUUUGUGACCACAAUUUAUUUUGUAUAUUUAUUUAUUUUAAUUUAUUCAGAUGCAAUUACAGUACACUAAUACUGAGUUGGGACAGAAGCCCAGUGGAUGUCAUUGCUGCUUGUGAAUAGAAUUUGUAUUGAUGAAUGUCAUGUUAUUCACAGAAUGUGUGAAUAAGGAAUUCUCAUGUUUCAUCCAGUUUGUUUACAGUCAGGUGUCAAGUGUUUAAAAUCCCACAGAAUGUGUAAGACUGGUCUCCUAUUGGCAACUUGUGGCCCCGAUUGGCAUCCCAAUUUCAAA